AUGGCGUUCACUGUCGCCUACCUCAUCUACUCUGGCGUAAUGCCCUCAUUAAGACGUGCCGCCGCGGCGCUGCUCUGUGGCUUCGUCCUUGUCCGGAUGGACCUAUUCCCGCCUGCGGCUUCGCGUGGCGCGUCCAUCAUCGCGAUGAACGUCGCGCUCCCCGCGCUCAUCUUCGCGAACAUCGUACCCUCCUUCACGCCCGCGAACGUCUCCGCGCUCGGGCCCAUGUUCCUCGUCGCGGCCGUGUACCAGCUCAUCGGCUUCGCGCUCGGCAUGUUGCUGCGCGAAAUUGUUUACGUCCCCCGCAAUUUCUGGCAAGGCAUCGUCAUCCUUACCGGAAUGAGCAACUGGGGCAACCUCCCGAACGCAAUCGUCAUGUCCGUCACGCAGCAGGUCCCAUUCGAUCCAACCACGGACCCAGCACUGGGCGUGUCCUACGUCUCGAUCUUCACCGUCUGCUACCACGUCGUGUUUUGGAUGUGCGGCGCCUCACAGUCCCUCGCCUGGGACUACCUCCCUGCCGUCCCGCAGGGCGCAGAUGCCGAACGCCGGCUCUCGUGGAAGGAGAGGCCGAUCGGGAGCCUCGUGGCCCGAGCGCUGCGUCUCGCUCCGCCCCCACCAGCACCCACGACCUCGGAGCUCAAGGACGAGGAGACGUGCUCGUGUACUUGUCCGGGAGAGAAAGGCGACACCGACGAUUGCGACGACGGAAAGGACAAAUGCGAAGACACGCUCACUACCGUCUGUGACCCCGAGCCCGACUCCGCUGGGAGCAAAGAACCCGCUCCCCUGCCCCGCGCGUCGCACGCGAUCCCCCGCAUCGUGGUCACUGGCACAGACUCGCCCCCCACGUGCACCGCGGACCUCACGGAGGAAGCAGACAGCCCUCGCCAGGGUCUCCCCGAUCCCCACUCGAUCUCCCCGCGUACAGCUGUUCCCCGUCUCCCCGGCACAGCGACCUACCGCUCCCGCAACCUCACCCUCGCCAUCCCCCCGUCGCCGCUGCGCCCGUCCGCGGCCCAGUCGCCCGUCCGGGGCGCCUCGAACGCUGCAGCAUCCGUGCCCCCCACGCCGAAAACGCCCCGCUUCGCCACCGCGCCCUCCUCCCCGGCCCACGGGGCUCGCUUACCGUCCCCACGUCGCCCCUCGCGCGCUCCUCGCCCCCUCGACGGUGCGCUCGACGCGCUCCUCGCGCCGACGACCCCCUGCGCGUCGUGCACGCGAUACACGCGCUCGAAGACCCCGCGGCGGUCGACGCGCUCUCGCUGCGGCCCCGACCUCCCGCUCCGUCUCGCUGCUCCCAGCCGACACACGUUCAAGGGCAAGGCGCGCCGGUGCGCGCUGGGCGCAGGCGAGACGCUCGAGCCGCUGCUCAAGCCGGUCACGGUCGCACUCGCGGUGUCGCUGCCCGUCGCGCUCAUCACGCCGCUGAAGCGCUCUUCGUCAACACCACCGCGAGGGGGGCCCGCGUGGUUUGGGCCGGACGGGCGACCGCCGCUCGCGUUCGUGAUGGACACAGCCCAGUUCAUCGACACGCUCGCCGUCCCGAUCACGCUCAUCCUCCUCGGCGCGUCCUUCGCCCGCCUCUCGUUCCCGCGCCCGCUCUCGCGCCUCCCCAUCGCCGCGAUGGUCCUCUGCGCGCUCGCGAAGAUGGCACUCCUGCCCGUGAUCGGCGUCGUGAUGGUGCAGGCCAUGGUCCGUGGCGGGCUCAUUCCCGUCGAGGCCCGUGCGGAGCGAUUCGUCGCGAUGCUGCUCAGCGGCACCCCUGGGGCGCCAGAUGAUCGUGACGUCGUUGUAUGCGCCGACGGGAACGUGGACACCAUCGCGGCCUUCCUCCUGGUGCAAUAUGUAUUCUUGUUCAUAUCCAAUGCGUAA
Molecule: messenger RNA, 1875 nt
Organism: Epithele typhae
Lineage: Eukaryota; Fungi; Basidiomycota; Agaricomycetes; Polyporales; Epitheliaceae
Product: membrane transport protein-domain-containing protein
Exons: 8
Coding region: 1-1875 (624 amino acids)
Biological process (GO): transmembrane transport
Cellular component (GO): membrane
Source: RefSeq, a predicted model, not a curated record